UAUCUUGAAAAUGAAGGGGGCGCUACAGCUCAAAAUGACGUUAAAGAGAGAACAGAAAAGUAUUUUGGUGACAGAGGACACAGUCAACACCCCCACGUAUUUUCACUGUUAUUCUUUUCAGCUCCCCACUGUAGUGGAUGAAGAAGAGGUCUGUUUUUUUCAUGUUUCUGCUCAUGGAGACAACAUUAACGUCAAUCAGACCAAGAAGAUCUUGCUCAUGAAAGGAACUCAUUUGACUUUCAUUCAGACUAAUAAACCAAUCUAUAAGCCUGGCGAGGCAGUGAAUUUCCGAAUUGUAACCCUGGACACGAAUUUCAAUUCUAAAAAUGACAAGCAUAACUCGCAUGAGUUCACCACGGUGUCUCGUGGAGAGAGGACUCAAAGUGUCGCUCAACAAUCUCCAGCACUUGGGGAGAAAAAAACGUAG
Messenger RNA from Bufo gargarizans (Asiatic toad), 427 nucleotides. Its product is annotated as alpha-2-macroglobulin-like protein 1. The record is from RefSeq and is a predicted model, not a curated record. The transcript has 4 exons. NCBI's taxonomy places the organism in Eukaryota, Metazoa, Chordata, Amphibia, Anura, Bufonidae. The coding region runs from base 11 to 427 and encodes 138 amino acids.